Messenger RNA from Diachasma alloeum, 2238 nucleotides. RefSeq names its product glucose-6-phosphate exchanger SLC37A2 (gene MFS16). Bases 480 to 2093 code for a protein of 537 amino acids. The transcript has 9 exons. The record is from RefSeq and is a predicted model, not a curated record. Gene Ontology annotation, cellular component: membrane. NCBI's taxonomy places the organism in Eukaryota, Metazoa, Arthropoda, Insecta, Hymenoptera, Braconidae. Gene Ontology annotation, biological process: transmembrane transport. Gene Ontology annotation, molecular function: transmembrane transporter activity.
GUGAGGUAUUUACUAACUUUAGGUGGAGUCACUCAAACUUCCGGAUCGGGGCCUCCAUACCAGAGCAGUCCAUACGGCUUUAUCCUUUUCGACUGUAUACUUUCUUUGUCUCCCCACUCAUUAUUUCUUUAUUGACAAAAGUUGGAAAAAUAUAUAACAUUUGACGUAUGUCCGUAUCUCGAGGCUUGACGAUGUUCCUGUAUCUUCCGAUAUAGCCUUUUAAACUUGUUUAAUUCCUACUCUUUUUUGAUCCGCUUAUCCUCAACGAUUUCUCAUAUAAAUAGUGAUCAAGGUUCUUCUAUUCCAAAAAAUAGAUGAUUGCAUAUCACAUAUGGUACAUUGUUCUGUGUUCUUUCUUAGAAAUUAAUGAAUAAAUAAUUGAAAGAACUAUGGGAAUCGCUGAAAAGUGCAACAAAGUACUAAGAGCAAUAUAAAUUCUAACAACUAAUAAAAUUUUAGUGAAGAAUAAAAAAAUUAACAUGGUUUUACCAUCGGAAGAUGUUCCAUGGGGAAUCAAAUUAAUCUAUUGGAUCAACAAAAAAUGCUGCCGAUAUCGAAGAGUGAAUAAAUUGGCAUGGCAUCGUGGAGGCGUCCUGGCACUCACGUACAUGUCAUAUACGUGCUACCAUAUGUCAAGAAAACCGAUUUCGGUAGUCAAAAAUGUGUUAAAUCUGAAUUGCAGUACAUUGUCACCUCCAUCUGAUAUUAUAAUCGAUGACAACAAUAAGGAUACUUGGUGUGAUUGGGCACCAUUUGAUACCCCUGACGCAACUGCUUUGCUUGGAACUCUGGACUCAGCGUUUUUAUUCGCCUAUGCUGCAGCCAUGUUCCUCAGUGGAUUCGUAGCUGAAAGAGUGAAUCUCAGGUACUUUUUAUCUCUGGGCAUGCUAUUAUCGGGGAUAAGCAGCUAUUUAUUGGGAAUUUCUAAGCCAUACGACAUCCACAAUCUCGGGUAUUUCAUUCUGAUCCAGGCAAUGGGUGGAGUUUUCCAAACGACAGGAUGGCCUGGAGUGGUAACAGUUAUUGGUAAUUGGUUCGAAAAAGGAAAGAGAGGUCUAAUAUUCGGCGUUUGGAACUCCCAUACAUCGUUGGGAAAUAUUCUAGGGAGUUUGAUAGCAGCUGCAUAUGUGGAAACAAAUUGGGGACUAAGUUUUAUCAUUCCUGGUAUUGUAAUGGGUAUAGCUGGUUUUAUAAUAUUUUUAUUCUUGACACCACAUCCCCAAGAUGUGGAUUGCCUCAUACCAAGUCAGCCUAGGUACAAAAAAUUGAACGCAACUAGUUCAGACGAAGGUACAUCUAGUGAAGAUAAUGAUAUCCAACGCGUAGAAGACCAGAUCACGCAUCGCUGUAGCUGGCAUCAGCAUGUUAACCAUCUUGACACUCCUAAUUUACAAUCGGAAACGAGUCCUAUGCUGCCAGGGAACCGACGUGGUCACAGUUUUGGGAAUGAGCGAGCAAUUGGAUUUGUCGGAGCAAUGAAAAUUCCUGGGGUAGUGGAAUACUCGUGUUCAUUAUUCUUUUCAAAACUCGUGAGCUACACAUUUUUAUACUGGCUGCCACUCUACAUUAGUGCUUCAACAACUUAUAGUCCAACUUUGAGUGCUGAUUUAUCAACUUUAUUUGAUGUGGGAGGUAUUGCUGGGGCUAUAGCAGCUGGAAUUCUAUCUGACUACACAGGAAUGAGUGCAGUUACUUGUUCUGGUAUGCUCGUUCUCGCUGUACCCAUGCUUUUUAUUUACGACUGCAGCGGAAAUAUCAAUUUGGGAACAAACGUAGUAUUACUGAUGGUUACUGGAGUCCUUGUAAACGGUCCAUAUGCCUUAAUAACAACAGCUGUAUCUGCUGAACUAGGGACGCAUCCAAGUUUGGGUAACGAUUCAAAGGCCCUCGCAACGGUGACUGCUAUUAUUGAUGGGACUGGUAGUAUUGGUGCUGCCGUCGGUCCACUGUUGGCUGGGUUAGUCUCACGAUGGAUGGGCUGGCAUAAUGUAUUUUAUAUGUUAAUGGCCGCCGAUGUAUUAGCCCUAUUAUUCUUGACCAGACUUACAUACAGAGAUCUAUGUGUAUUUAGGCAAAGACGGCUGGCCGUGUAGAAAAUAUGGAAAAUCAGAUUCGUAAUUUAAUUCGUUAAUUUCCUUCUAUACUCUUUUAUGCCUUACCCUUAAGAUAUAAAGUGAUAACACAAUUGAGGAGCAAUAAAUGAAUGUAUUAUGUAAUAAAUAUUUUUCUACAGAAAAA